CUUGCUAGUCUAGGGUGUAAGAAAAGAGUUGGUGCAUAAGGUGGCAGAAGAGGCAGUGUAGAAAAGGAGUUAAGGAUAACAUUUCAGAGCUCAAAUACUCACAUUUUCUUAAAAGAAAUGGAGAUGGGGUUUAUGUAAAGAUUUAUAUCUAUUUUGGCAUAGUUCUAGGCUUGUGUUUCCUCCAUCGCUCAAAAGAAAACUUUUUUUAGGCGAAUAUGAACCCUUCCCACCCUCAAGAUGACUACAAGAUCAAGGACACGAAGCCACAGCUUGGAGAACGGUGGCCGCAUGGUGGAGUUCGUGGUGGUGGAGGGUGGAUCAGCAGUGACAGAGUCACGAGCACUUAUGACCUUGUGGAGCAGAUGUAUUACUUGUAUGUUCGUGUUGUGAAAGCUCGGGACCUCCCAACGAACCCUGUCACGGGGAGCUGUGAUCCAUAUGUUGAGGUGAAGCUCGGGAACUACAAAGGGAAAACGCAGCAUUUUGAGAAGAAAAUGAACCCUGAGUGGAAUCAAGUGUUUGCAUUUGCGAAAGACAAGAUUCAGUCCACGGAUCUUGAAGUCUUUGUUAGAGACAGAGAGAUGGUUGGAAGGGAUGAUUAUCUUGGAAAAGUUGUGUUUGAUAUGAAUGAAGUGCCUACAAGAGUUCCACCGGAUAGCCCUUUAGCCCCUCAGUGGUAUAGGCUAGAGGAUCGUCGGGGCGAAAGUAAGUUGAAAGGGGAAGUUAUGCUUGCAGUUUGGAUGGGAACACAGGCUGAUGAGGCUUUUCCUGAGGCUUGGCACUCAGAUGCUGCUACAGUUCAUGGAGAAGGUGUGUUCAGCGUCAGGUCGAAGGUUUACGUCUCGCCUAAACUGUGGUACCUUCGGGUGAAUGUAAUCGAGGCACAGGAUGUGGAAUCUGAAGACAAGAGCCAGCUGCCACAGGUGUUGGUGAAAGCUCAAGUUGGGAAUCAGAUACUGAAGACUAAGCUGUGCCCAACUCGGACGGCUAAUCCAUUUUGGAAUGAGGACUUGGUCUUUGUAGCUGCUGAGCCUUUUGAAGAGCAGUUAGUCCUCACUGUUGAAAAUAAGGUGACCCCAUCAAAGGAUGAGCUUGUUGGGAGGAUAAGCCUGCCGCUGCACAUCUUUGAGAGGCGUUUGGAUCACCGUCCGGUCCAUUCUCGUUGGUUCAACCUUCAGAAGUUUGGGUUUGGAGUUCUGGAAGGAGACAGAAGGAAGGAGCACAAGUUUUCGACUAGGAUUCACCUCAGAGCCUGUCUUGAGGGUGGAUACCAUGUACUAGAUGAAUCCACUAUGUAUAUCAGUGAUCAGAGGCCAACUGCUAGGCAGUUGUGGAAGCAGCCAAUUGGGAUUCUUGAAGUGGGAAUCCUGAGUGCACAAGGGCUUAUGCCGAUGAAAAACAAGGACGGAAGAGGCAGCACGGAUGCUUAUUGCGUGGCAAAAUACGGGCAGAAGUGGGUGAGAACCCGAACAAUAGUUCAAAGCUUGAACCCCAAAUGGAACGAGCAGUAUACGUGGGAGGUAUACGAUCCUUGCACUGUGAUCACGUUGGGAGUUUUCGAUAACUCUCACUUGGGAGGGAAUGACAAACCCGGCCCUGGAAAGGAUUCAAGAAUCGGGAAAGUAAGAAUACGUCUUUCGACUCUAGAAACAGACAGGAUUUACACUCAGUCUUACCCCCUUCUUGUCCUGCAACCAUCUGGACUGAAGAAGACAGGCGAACUCCAACUAGCAUUUCGAUUCACUUGCCUGUCCUUAGCGCACAUGAUAUACCUAUACAGCCGGCCGCUGCUGCCAAAAAUGCAUUAUCUGCAUCCUUUCACAAUCAGCCAACUAGACAACCUCAGAUAUCAGGCCAUGAACAUUGUGGCAUCAAGACUUGGUAGAGCUGAGCCUCCACUGAGAAAAGAAGUUGUCGAAUACAUGCUGGAUGUCGACUCCCACAUGUGGAGCAUGAGGAGAAGCAAAGCCAACUUCUUCCGUAUCGUUUCCCUGUUUUCCGGCCUCAUCAGUAUGAGCAAGUGGUUGGGUGAAGUCUGCCAAUGGAAGAAUCCAAUAACCACCAUAUUAGUCCACAUCCUCUUCUGCAUACUGAUCUGCUAUCCAGAACUAAUCCUCCCAACUGCAUUCCUCUAUAUGUUUCUGAUAGGCAUAUGGAAUUUCAGGUCCAGGCCAAGGCACCCUCCACAUAUGGAUACCAAACUUUCUUGGGCAGAAGCAGUUCAUCCAGACGAACUAGACGAGGAAUUUGACACUUUCCCCACCUCUAAACCUCAAGAUAUUGUUCGUAUGAGGUACGACAGGCUGAGGAGCGUUGCUGGGAGAAUACAAACAGUUGUGGGGGAUAUGGCAACACAAGGAGAAAGAUUUCAAUCACUCCUUAGUUGGAGGGACCCCAGAGCAACCAGCAUUUUCAUAGUUUUCUGCCUUUUCGCAGCCGUUGCUCUGUAUAUAACUCCAUUCAAGAUUGUAACUCUUUUAGCAGGCUUGUUCUUUCUCAGGCACCCAAGAUUCAGAAGCAAGAUGCCUUCAGCCCCCAGCAGUUUCUUCAGACGACUGCCGGCCCGAGCUGAUAGCAUGCUGUAAACAGUUCGCGCUUGCAAUUCUUGGUGUGAAUUAUCUUCUCCUAUCUAUAUAAUUAAGUUUCUAUGAAAUUCGCAUAGUUCUUCAA
Messenger RNA from Sesamum indicum (sesame), 2670 nucleotides. It is a transcript of the gene FTIP1, whose product is annotated as C2 calcium/lipid-binding plant phosphoribosyltransferase family protein. Lineage: Eukaryota; Viridiplantae; Streptophyta; Magnoliopsida; Lamiales; Pedaliaceae. The record is from RefSeq and is a predicted model, not a curated record.